This is a messenger RNA of Pistacia vera, 554 nucleotides long. RefSeq names its product non-specific lipid-transfer protein 2-like. The transcript has a single exon. NCBI's taxonomy places the organism in Eukaryota, Viridiplantae, Streptophyta, Magnoliopsida, Sapindales, Anacardiaceae. The record is from RefSeq and is a predicted model, not a curated record. Gene Ontology annotation, biological process: lipid transport. Bases 95 to 382 code for a protein of 95 amino acids.
UAAAUUCAGUGACAAACUCCACUCAGAACCACCAUCUCAUCUCCAAUCCCCUUCAUCAUUUUUCACUUGUUUUAAUAGUCUCUUUCGAUCGACCAUGAAGAAGAUCAGCGUUGCUCUUGUUGCAGUGUUGAGUUUGGUGGUGAUACUAUCACUCAAGGAAGUGCAUGUGGCAGAGGCAGCAUGUAGCCCAACAGAGUUGAGCACAUGUAAGCCAGCGAUCACUUCAUCGUCCCCACCGUCGCCGACUUGCUGCAGCAAGCUGAGGGAGCAGAAGCCAUGCCUUUGUGGGUACCUUAAGGACCCGAAUCUGAAGCAAUAUGUGAACUCUCCCAAUGCUAAAAAGGUUGCCAGCACCUGUGGUGUUACCUUCCCUAAAUGCUGAUCGAAAGCUCUUUACGAAGAGUUUAUGUAAACUUUAUUAAUGAAUAAGGGGCAUGGAAGGUUAAGGUAAUAGUAAACAAUGGUAUGUUGUUUUUAUACAGUGUACUCUACUCAUGGAGAUGAAUAUAUUAUGAGUUGUGAAUAAAUAAUAAUUAUUGUGAUUCUAUGUUUUA